AUGGCUACCUCUCCGAAUGCUACUGACCCAUCCUCGAGCAAUCCGCUGAGUGCGUUGCCCAAGAUACCUGCCUUGGACAACAGUUAUGGUGCGAUGCUUUUGGGUACCUCCCUCGGGCUCAUGCUGUACGGACUCACCCUCCACCAGACCUACAGGUAUUUUCGGCUCUACCCUCGGGACCUUAAGUUGUUUAAAAUAUUCGUCCUAGCGAUAGUAACGAUGGAGACGGUUCAUACUAUCAUAUGGAUGGUAGCGUGUUAUCACUUCCUGAUAACGGACUACUUCAACCCCGCAAGUAUACUCACCGGGCACUGGUCUGUCAAAAUCAAUGUCGCAGUCACAGGAGCGUCAAACCUCAUAUGCCAAAGUUUCUAUGCCCGGCGUGUCUUCCUUCUUGGCCCGAAGAGCCGCUGGGUUGUCGCCGUUGCUGGAGUGUCCAUGGUCGCUUGUCUAGGUUUCGACAUUGGCGCGAGCGUCGAGGCAUUCAAACUGAGCUUGUCCGAUUUCCCGCGGUUCAGCUGGCUCGUAUCCGGGGCGUAUGGUUGCGCAGUAGCGACUGAUGUGCUCUUGACGGGAGCCCUCAUUCGUGUUCUGCUGCACAGUCGCACCGGUUUCAAGCGCACCGACUCCACGCUGGACACACUUAUCGUAUACUCAAUCAACACUGGUCUCCUAACCAGGCAAGCAAUAAUUCUUUGGCACGUCCUGGACGAGAGUGCACGCCUCCGAACUGGUGUACCUUGGCGGCCUGACAUUGCUCUUGAGGCGCUCAUUUUGCCAGGCAACUACAUAUACGCGGGGAUCAGCAUCGUCAAUGCCAAACUAUACGCAAACUCUGUACUUGCUGUAUUAAACUCACGGCGCUCUUUGGCUUCGAGCAAGCGGGUGGUAGACGAUUUCGAAAUGUACCCGACCUCAGGAUCCCAGUCGAGCCGCACACAGCGGUCGCACAACGGCGCCGUGGAUACGUGGAAUGGACCUCAGGUCUCGGUAUCUCUUCACCCUGCUAUGGCCGCCGUCAAGGUACCUGCACCACACGAUCGAGGUCAUGUCCUGGUCCUCGGCCGAGAGGAGAAGGAUGGACGCGGAGGAGACCUGAUGGCGGCAUCGUCGGUGGUAUAG
Molecule: messenger RNA, 1122 nt
Organism: Trametes versicolor FP-101664 SS1
Lineage: Eukaryota; Fungi; Basidiomycota; Agaricomycetes; Polyporales; Polyporaceae
Exons: 21
Coding region: 1-1122 (373 amino acids)
Source: RefSeq, a predicted model, not a curated record